Messenger RNA from Cotesia congregata, 1266 nucleotides. The record is from the annotation of a GenBank genome assembly. NCBI's taxonomy places the organism in Eukaryota, Metazoa, Arthropoda, Insecta, Hymenoptera, Braconidae.
AUGGGAAUCGCAGGCUCGCACAUCGGAUGGACAUCACCGAGUCUUCCUUACCUAAAAUCAGAAAUUUCUCACUUACCGAUGAGCAACGACGACAGUUCGUGGAUUGCCUCGUUCUUCCUUUUAGGAUCAGUGCCAGGAAACCUCCUGGCUGCGUUUAUCGUUGACACGAUUGGAAGAAAGCUCAGCCUGCUGUUAGCAGGCGUUCCCUUGACCCUGGGCUGGCUGCUGAUAAUCUUCGCGCGCAAUGCUUACUAUCUCUACGCCUCGAGGUUCAUCAGCGGGUUCGGGAUGGGCAUAGUCUACGUAGUUUGCCCGAUGUACAUUGGCGAAAUCGCGGACAAGAAGAUUAGAGGUGCUUUGGGAACCUUCAUUAAGUUGAUGGUCACCUUCGGGGAGCUUUACUCCCACGCUGUUGGACCCUUUACGAAAUUUCACGAACUGACCUACGCGUGUUUGUUGAUUCCAGUCGUUUUCUUUAUGACUUUUAUAUGGAUGCCCGAAUCGCCGUACUAUCUGAUGACUAAAGCAGUGUUAAUGGACAUGAAGAGCCGCGCUGGCUUCCGAGACCUCUUCAUGACCGAAGGUAACCGCAAAGGGCUGACAAUUUGCUUUGGUCUCCAAUUAAUCCUCCAAUUCAGCGGAAUCGCGGCGAUAGAAUCGUACACUCAAGAAAUAGUGGCUCCAAGCGAGUCGGGCUUAACUCCAGGAAUCUCGGUGAUUAUCCUGAGCGUCUGCCAACUGGUAGCAGGGCUGGGAGCUGCUGUCCUGGUGGACAAGCUAGGAAGACGACCUUUGCUGAUGAGCACUACUUUGUGCGCGGCUGUAGUUCUUAUGGUCAGCAGCGCCUUCUCUAUCCUUAAGAUAGAACUCGGCUGGCCUCUAAAAGGCCUCGGCUGGAUACUCGACUCCUCAGUGAUCCUCUAUGAGUUCAUAAUCGCCCUGGGGCUGAACCCUCUGCCUUAUAUGAUGCUCGGCGAGCUCUUUCCGACCAAUGUCAAGGGAGUCGCUGUCUCUAUAGCCAAUGUUUGGGGCUCCAUACUCGCUUUCUUCGUCGCUAAAAUGUUCCAAGUUGUUACAGACACUUGUGGAAUGUACGCUAGCUUCGCUUGGUUCGCUGCUUCUUGUGUUCUUGGUCUGGUUUUUAUUCAGUGGUUUGUUCCCGAGACCAAGGGCAAGUCUCUUGGGGAAAUUCAGGACGAACUUAAUUGCAGGAAGAAGGUUAAGACUAUUAAUCAGGAGGUUUAUAUUAAAACUAUUGAUUUUUAG